Molecule: messenger RNA, 1008 nt
Organism: Protobothrops mucrosquamatus (brown spotted pit viper)
Lineage: Eukaryota; Metazoa; Chordata; Lepidosauria; Squamata; Viperidae
Product: 2-acylglycerol O-acyltransferase 2-B-like
Exons: 6
Coding region: 1-1008 (335 amino acids)
Biological process (GO): triglyceride biosynthetic process
Cellular component (GO): endoplasmic reticulum membrane
Molecular function (GO): diacylglycerol O-acyltransferase activity
Source: RefSeq, a predicted model, not a curated record
AUGUGGGUGCGGUUCGCUCCGCUGCGCCUGCCGCUCCGGCGGCGCCUCCAAACGGCCGCCGUCCUCCAGUGGGUCUUCUCCUUCCUGGCGCUGGCCCAGUGCUGCCUGGGGCUUUACGUAGUGCUGCUGCUCGGGGACGGCUGGCUGCUGGCGCUCGGCUACGCGGCCUGGCUCUACCUGGACUGGGAGACGCCGUCUCGCGGGGGGCGCCGCUCCACCUGGGUCCGCGGCUGGGCCGUCUGGCGAUACUUCCGGGACUAUUUUCCCAUCACGCUGGUGAAGACGGCAAAGCUGGACCCCUCCCACAAUUAUCUCUUCGGCUUCCACCCCCACGGGGUCCUGGUGGCCGGCGCCUUUGGGAACUUCUGCACCGAAGCCACAGGGUUCUCCCAACUCUUCCCGGGGCUCACCCCCCACCUCCUGAUGCUGCCUUUCUGGUUCAAGGUCCCCUUCUUCCGCGACUACAUCAUGAGCGGGGGACUGGUCUCUUCGGAAAAGGCCAGUGCUUCCUACCUCCUUGGCCAUGAAGGGGGCGGGCAGGUGGCCGUCAUCGCCGUGGGGGGCCCCCCUGAGUCGCUGGACGCUCGCCCGGGGGCUCUGACCCUUCAGCUACGCAGCCGCAAAGGCUUCAUCAAGAUGGCCCUACAACACGGAGCAGCGUUGGUGCCAGUCUUCUCCUUCGGGGAGAACGAGCUCUUCAAUCAAGUGUCCAACCCGCGAGGCUCCCUCAUCCGCAGGCUGCAGGAAGGGCUGCAGAAGGCCAUGGGGCUGGCCCUGCCCCUCUUCCACGCUCGGGGCGUUUUCCAAUACAGCUUCGGCCUGCUGCCCUUCCGGAGACCCAUCUACACAGUCGUCGGAGCUCCGAUUAUGGUGCCCAAGACGCCCCACCCGUCCGGAGAAGCCAUUGAUGAGCUGCACGAGACGUAUCUGGAGAAGCUGACUCAGCUCUUUGAGGAGCACAAGGCCAAGUACGGGCUGCCCCAAGACAAGCACCUGACCAUCAUCUAG